CAGCCGCCGCCGCCGCCGCCGCCAUGAAGCUGACCGACAGCGUGCUGAGGAGCUUCCGCGUCGCCAAGGUGUUCCGGGAGAACUCGGAUAAGAUCAACUGCUUUGACUUCAGCCCCAAUGGCGAGACGGUCAUCUCCAGCAGCGACGACGACUCCAUCGUGCUCUACGACUGCCAGGAGGGCAAACCAAAGAGAACCCUAUACAGUAAGAAAUAUGGUGUGGACCUCAUCAGAUACACUCACGCAGCAAACACAGUUGUUUACAGCUCUAACAAAAUAGACGAUACUAUUCGUUACUUGUCCUUGCAUGACAACAAAUACAUCAGAUAUUUUCCUGGACACAGCAAAAGGGUGGUGGCCUUGUCCAUGUCACCUGUGGAUGACACUUUCAUUUCUGGGUCUCUUGAUAAGACCAUUCGACUCUGGGAUCUGCGGUCUCCUAACUGCCAGGGCCUCAUGCAUCUACAGGGCAAACCAGUUUGUUCCUUUGAUCCAGAAGGGUUAAUUUUUGCCGCAGGUGUCAACUCAGAAAUGGUCAAACUUUAUGACCUUCGUUCUUUUGAUAAGGGACCAUUUGCAACCUUUAAGAUGCAAUAUGAUCGGACUUGUGAGUGGACAGGCCUUAAGUUCAGCAAUGAUGGCAAACUCAUCCUCAUCUCCACCAACGGCAGCUUCAUCCGUCUCAUUGAUGCAUUCAAGGGCGUGGUGAUGCACACAUUCGGGGGUUAUGCUAACAGCAAAGCUGUUACACUCGAAGCUUCAUUUACUCCAGAUUCACAAUUUAUUAUGAUUGGUUCAGAAGAUGGCAAGAUCCAUGUCUGGAACGGAGAGAGUGGCAUAAAAGUAGCUGUGUUGGAUGGUAAACACACCGGUCCCAUUACCUGUUUGCAGUUCAACCCCAAGUUCAUGACCUUUGCCAGCGCCUGUUCCAACAUGGCCUUCUGGUUGCCCACCAUUGAUGACUGAUCCUGAUGCAGCUGGGCUACUUGUACAGUGAGGGCAGCCAACAGGAAAAGGUCGGAGAUGACUGAGAUGACAGUGGGAUUGAUUGAUCAUUUGGGCUGGAGAACACCUUUUCACUUGGCCUUCCCAGGGAUGUGCUGUCCAUCUGCUCUAAGAAUUAUUUUGCUGAGCGCCUUCAAAAGAACUCCUGGUGCUGCAGACUCAGUUGGCACUCAGCCUUUCCAGCUCUUGGUGCGCCAAGCUCUUCAGAUACUUACAAUUAGGUUACAGUGGGGCUCUUGAGCCCCUUUGAAUGUAUUUGCUGCUGAGGAGCCAGUGAAGUCACCGGAUUUCUGCACAUCCUUCUCCCACUCACGGUUCUGGUUUUGAGAUAGUAGGGCAGCUCAGCACUCCUUGCCCUCACUUUGCAUGUCUUGUUACUGGGUCUCCCUGUGUAAUUAAUUGUGGCAUUUCAACCAUCAUGUUUCUUAGGUGCCAAACAUUUACAAAAAUAAGUCUUCAUAUACCUUGGGGUCAAAGAAAGGGCCAGACACGGAAGGCCACUAUUUGUUGGAAGGAGGCUUUACAGUAUUCCUGUGAGGUGCAUGGGGCAGACCCUGGCCUUGGAUGUUGGCUAGCAAAAAGCUCAAGAGCCUAAAA
This is a messenger RNA of Acomys russatus (golden spiny mouse), 1601 nucleotides long. It is a transcript of the gene Wdr82, whose product is annotated as WD repeat domain 82. Gene Ontology annotation, cellular component: Set1C/COMPASS complex. Gene Ontology annotation, molecular function: chromatin binding; protein binding. Bases 24 to 965 code for a protein of 313 amino acids. NCBI's taxonomy places the organism in Eukaryota, Metazoa, Chordata, Mammalia, Rodentia, Muridae. The record is from RefSeq and is a predicted model, not a curated record. The transcript has 9 exons.